Molecule: messenger RNA, 2672 nt
Organism: Momordica charantia (bitter melon)
Lineage: Eukaryota; Viridiplantae; Streptophyta; Magnoliopsida; Cucurbitales; Cucurbitaceae
Product: pentatricopeptide repeat-containing protein At2g22070-like
Biological process (GO): RNA modification
Molecular function (GO): protein binding; RNA binding; zinc ion binding
Source: RefSeq, a predicted model, not a curated record
CUCAUACCAGACAGUUGCAGUCCAAUAUCUCACAUGAUAACGCCUCGGUCUCCCGCCAAUUUUGCAUUGUCGAAAAUGCGGAACUUGAAAUUAAUAUUCAGAAAUCUAUGUCGAAGUUAGAGUUGGAAUUCCGUUUUUGUCUCUGGAUUAAUCUCCAAUUAUGGAAGUUGCUAAUUCAACCACUUCUUCUGACUUCUUUGCACAUAACCUGCAAUCAAGCGUAAGAAUCAGAGACCCAUUUACCGGAAGAUCAGUUCAUUCCCAAAUAAUCAAAAAAGGUCUUCAUCUUGGGGUGUACUUGAUGAAUAAUCUUAUGAACUUCUAUGCCAAAACUGGGUCACUCAAGGAUGCCCACCACGUGUUCGAUGAAAUGCCCGUUAAAUCUACAUUUUCAUGGAACACUUUGAUUUCUGCGUAUGCCAAACAGGGCAAUUUUGAUUUAUCGCGUCGCCUUCUGUAUGAAAUGCCUGAUUGCGAUCCUGUUUCUUGGACUGCGAUCAUUGUGGGUUACAAUCAGUUGGGUCAAUUUGAUGGCGCGAUUUGGAUGUUUGCAAAGAUGAUAUCUGAGAGAGUCUCACCUACCCAAUUCACGGUCAGUAAUGUUCUUUCUUCCUGCGCAGCGAAUAAAGCUUUAGACGUUGGUAGGGAGAUUCAUUCAUUUGUUGUCAAACUUGGACUUGGUAGCUAUGCUUCUGUUUCGACUUCCUUGCUGAAUAUGUACGCAAAAUGUGGAGAUCCGAUCAUAGCUAAAGUUGUUUUUGACAGGAUGACGCUGAAGAACAUUUCAUCUUGGAAUGCUUUGAUUUCAUUGUACAUGCAAUCUGGACAGAUUGACCUUGCUGCUGAACUGUUUGAGAAAAUGCCUGAACGCGAUAUAGUUUCCUGGAAUUCGAUGAUUGCAGGGUAUAAUCAGCAAGGGUAUGAUUUUGAAGCACUUGAUAUCUUCUCCAAGAUGUCGAAUGAACCUUCUUUAAAGCCAGAUAAGUUCACCUUGGCAAGCGUUUUAUCAGCUUGUGCCAAUCUUGAGAAGUUGAAUCUUGGGAAACAGAUACAUGGUUGUAUUAUAAGAACAGAAACUGAAACUUUCGGGGCAGUUGGCAAUGCUUUGGUAUCAAUGUAUGCAAAAUCAGGUGGGGUUGAAAUAGCUAAACGGAUUAUUGAGCAUAACAGGACUUCAAAUCUAAACAUUAUAGCUUUUACUGCCCUACUGGAUGGAUACACCAAGCUUGGAGAUGUUAAACCAGCCAGAGAGAUAUUUGACAAAUUGAGAGAUCGUGAUGUAGUUGCAUGGACGGCCAUGAUUGUUGGUUAUGUGCAAAAUGGGUUGUGGAACGACGCACUGGAGCUGUUUCGGUUGAUGGUUAACGAAGGGCCUGAGCCGAAUAGUUAUACCCUGGCAGCUAUGCUGAGUGUCAGUUCAAGUUUGGCUGCUUUGGAGCAUGGAAAACAAAUCCAUGCCAGUGCCAUAAAAGCUGGAGAAUCUUCAACAGCUUCUGUUACCAAUGCCUUGAUAGCCAUGUAUGCUAAAGCAGGAAGCAUUAAUAUAGCCCAAAGAGUGUUUGAUCUUAUAAGCUGGAAGAAGGAUACUGUGUCCUGGACAUCAAUGAUCAUGGCUCUAGCGCAGCAUGGCCUUGGAGAAGAAGCCAUCAGCCUGUUUGAGAGGAUGCUCUCAGUUGGUAUGAAACCUGACCAUAUCACUUAUGUAGGAGUUUUAUCUGCUUGUACACAUGUGGGAUUAGUAGAACAAGGCCGAAAUUACUAUAAUUUGAUGACUGAAGUCCAUAAAAUUGAACCCACUCUGAGCCAUUAUGCAUGCAUGAUCGACCUUUAUGGACGGGCUGGAUUGCUUCAAGAAGCAUACCAGUUCAUUGAAAGCAUGCCUGUAGAACCAGAUAAUAUAGCUUGGGGAUCACUGUUAGCAUCUUGUAGACUUCAUAAAAACACGGACAUGGCAAAAGUUGCAGCAGAAAAACUGCUUCUUAUCGAUCCUGGAAACAGCGGUGCCUACUCGGCCCUUGCUAAUGUGUAUUCGGCUUGUGGGAAAUGGGAAAAUGCUGCCAAGACUAGAAAGCUGAUGAAGGAUAGACGUGUAAAGAAAGAGAAAGGAUUUAGUUGGAUUCAUAUCCAGAAUAUAGUUCACGCAUUCGGAGUCGAAGAUGUAGUUCAUCCACGGAAAGAUGAAAUCUACAAGAUGAUGGAUGAGAUAUGGAAGGAGAUAAAAAAGAUGGGUUUUAUGCCAGACACUGAAUCAGUACUGCAUGACCUUGAAGAAGAAGUGAAGGAGCAGAUUCUUAAACAUCACAGUGAGAAACUUGCUAUAGCAUUUGGGCUUUUAAGUACUCCAGAGAACACUGUUCUGAGGAUUAUAAAAAACCUUAGAGUUUGUAAUGACUGCCAUUCUGCUAUAAAGUUCAUCUCCAAGCUUGUAGGAAGGGAAAUCAUUGUUAGAGAUGCUACUAGAUUUCACCAUUUUAAGGAUGGUUCAUGUUCUUGUCGAGAUUAUUGGUAAGCAUAAGCUUGAAAUUUCGUCUACAAAAGAAUGAUGCUUGAUAGCAUGGGAAAACCAGGUACGUUCUUCCUCUGUUGUCCAUGUCAAAUUUUGAUUUAUUGUAGAGUAUAACUUUAAAGGUGACUACUUAUUUCAAAGGUGAUUGAAAUAUAAAUUCUAGAGC